AAUACUCGGUUAGGCAUGACUAUCUUACCCAAGGCAUGUCGAUGUCGACUUAGGAAGGUACCGUAAAUUACAAGCAUUCGCACUCUCAUAGCCUGGAUGGAGUGUUACUCGCAUGUUUGGACAUGGCUAAUAAGCUGGCCCCUUUUUUUGCUGUGGGUGUUGGGUGUUGGGUGUUGGCGUGGAUGGUUGGCGUGUUUGGGCAUGGCUCACCCCUUUUUUGCUGUCGGUUGUCGGGAGACGCGUUACUGUAGCUGCUGCGGACGGGAUCGGUACUCGUCAAGGUUACGGGGAGGAGGAGAAAAAAGACGGCGGCUGGAUACCUACUUGGCCAAAGUACGAAUAACCUCGAGGCAGAGGAUAUUCUCGGGUUUACCUACCAAGACGUCCUUAGCCAGAUUCAUAAUCCUGCGCAUCCAUACGAAUUGUCUUGUUUGUAUAGUUAUAGGAUUUCGUCUGCUUAAGGAGCCCACUGGACCACUUAAUGGUCCAUGCACCACCAGCCUACCCCCCACCAUAGAUUUUCGCCUGCGGGCAGAUAGCUGAGAUUCUUCAAGCAAUCCACCACGUUUUCCAGUAAACUGUGCACCUCGCAUAGUAUUUCGUCUUGUUAAGGAGCCUAGGCCAUGCUCAAGGAGGGACGUCUACAGUUAGAUCACAAAGUGAGUGAGACGGCUUAUACCCAUCACCACGCAUUCACUAAAAUAAACACAGCGAAGCAUUUGCCGCGGUGCAGUAAAAAGUCAAACGAUUGGACGGCAUAAGGAAUGUAUUUGCGAAUACCCCGUACAGGAUGGAUACCAUCGGAUGGUGGCGCCGUCGGCAGCGCCCUAACGGUCUAACCACCUACAUAGUAAGCAGAC
This is a messenger RNA of Lasiosphaeria miniovina, 860 nucleotides long. RefSeq lists its product as uncharacterized. The record is from RefSeq and is a predicted model, not a curated record. Bases 97 to 543 code for a protein of 148 amino acids. NCBI's taxonomy places the organism in Eukaryota, Fungi, Ascomycota, Sordariomycetes, Sordariales, Lasiosphaeriaceae. The transcript has a single exon.